AUGGAAUUUAUCAAUCCAAUUGAUCCAAUAAAUGGUCCUUCUCCUAAAAUUACAUCAAAAGAUUCUCCAACCAAACCUUCAACAGUGCAGCCAACCGCUUCUCCAACACAAACAACAACAACGCAUUUAAAUGAAUCAGCUGUAAUUGGUAUAGCGAUAGCUGUUGGAUUUUUUGUAGCAUACAGUGUAAUUUAUUUAUAUAGAUGGAAUAAAAAUAGAAGGGAAAAUAAUAGAUGGAAAAGUAAUAGGUGGGAAAGUGACAACCAUGAGAAUAUCAUGCCAAUCACUCCUGAUAAUACUUAUGGACAACGACCCCCUCGAAGGAAUAAUUAUGAGCCAGGAAUGAUUCCAGAAACCCCACCUUCUGAUAACGCUUACACCCAUGGGUAUCCUCCUGAAAGGAUUAAUAAUAAUGAGCAAGGAAUGAUUCCAUAUAGCGGGCGAAGUAUGAUUCCAUCUCACACUCGUGAGCAGAACAUGUCCAUAUCUGCGAAUACUUAUGGGCAACAAACGUUACCAAUCCCUCAAAAUGUUCAUUAUACUUAUAAUCAAAAUAAUUAUUAUAUUACCUAUAAUCAAAGCAACCAUGAACAAGAUCCUUUUUAUUUAAGAUGA
This is a messenger RNA of Funneliformis mosseae, 615 nucleotides long. NCBI's taxonomy places the organism in Eukaryota, Fungi, Glomeromycota, Glomeromycetes, Glomerales, Glomeraceae. The record is from the annotation of a GenBank genome assembly.